Messenger RNA from Humulus lupulus (European hop), 1535 nucleotides. Its product is annotated as zinc finger CCCH domain-containing protein 45-like. The record is from RefSeq and is a predicted model, not a curated record. The coding region runs from base 223 to 1413 and encodes 396 amino acids. Lineage: Eukaryota; Viridiplantae; Streptophyta; Magnoliopsida; Rosales; Cannabaceae. Gene Ontology annotation, molecular function: metal ion binding. The transcript is spliced from 4 exons.
UAUAGCGGCGUUUCGACUUUCGAACGCUUCCCAGGAAAGAAAACACUUCCGUUUCUUCUUCUUGAAAUCUAGGGUUUUCUAAUUUUGGUCGGCUAGAUUUGUUGUAGGGUUUAACAGUGAGUUUUUUAAUCACUUAGGAUUCUGGUUAACGCGAUCAAUUUUCUUUCGUUUUUCUUUUCAUUUGAAAAUUUUGUAAAAGCAACAGCGAUUUUGUUAUCGGUAAUGAAUAUGAAGCGAGCAAGGACUUUCGAUAGAAUGAAAAAGAAGCGGCCGAGGACUUUGAAACGGGUCUCAUGGGCUCCAGAUACGGAUCUUUGUCAGGUUAAGCUGUUUACCUCCGAUGAUUGUCCUGCAAAAACAAUUAUGAAAUCUCAAGAAGAGGUUCGAGGAAAGUCACCACCAAUAGAACCUACAUAUGUUUCUCAGACUCAAUGGAAAUUCCCUCCCAUGUUUGUUUUGAGUCCUUCUUGGGGGGUUGUCUCUGGUGAGGAGAGUCAGGAAGCCAAGCAUCAAAAGUGGAGGGAGACAAGAGUGCUUGAAGCAGUUUAUCCACGGCUUUCUUCUAUUCCUUCUAGUUCUAGUGUUUGUUCUGAAGUGGAGAAUGAAUGUUAUGAUGAUGGCCAAACUCCACUCAUCCCUUUAACUCCCAUCGAAGAAGAAGAAGAAGAAUCACCAUCACUAGUUACACCACUAAACCCCACCACAAGCUCCCACGAACAACCAUCCUUGUCCCAAGUUCCUAGUGACCAACCCUCUUCAACCAAACCAUCUACUGAUGCUUAUGCUUCCUUGAUCGAUACCAAUUUGCUCUUUAAAAUCCUAAGCGACCCACAAAUGAUUGAGAAAUUUAAAAACAAUGGAGUGACACUACCGGCCUGUACGACCAGAAGUGCACCCGUCCCUGAGACAAAACAGGGUUAUGUAGAUGUGAACUCAGUGUCUCCCCAACAAGAUAGCAGUAGUACCAUUUCUGAGCAAGUGGUUGGUUUGCCUAGUUUUUCAAGUAAACACUUGUUUACUUCAUCAAAUCAGGUGAAAUCUGCCACAAAUAUAGCUGCCUGCAACCAACCAAAUCCAAUGCCGCCCAUGAAGGAUUUGAACUACUAUAAGAAUCUCAUUAGGCAACAUGGUUGUGAAAAAGUUGAGCAUAAGGAACCAAGAUAUGCACAAAAUGGGGAAAGUUAUUCUUACCUUGAAGAUCCAAAACUGGUUAAAAAUUAUAAACCAAGAGAUUUGACAUUGAAGAACUUGAAACCCUGUACUUUUUAUAAAACCUCAAAGGGCUGCCGAAAUGGGGCCAAUUGCCCAUACCAGCAUGAUGUUCCAACGCAAUGGCGUGUUAACAAAGAUUUAGAGACUCAUAAUGCUAAGCCAAUGAGACUAAAUACUGAAUGUAAGAGGGAAUUAUGUUGACUUGAAAUCGUUAAAAGUCGUCAAUUGAAAGCUGCCAUGACUUAAAAUGACGUUUGCCAUAGGGAACUUUAACGAUUUGAUCUUAGUUGGGAGAAUAAAAAAUGGGUGGCAUUAUUUUGGAA